Molecule: messenger RNA, 1923 nt
Organism: Eucalyptus grandis
Lineage: Eukaryota; Viridiplantae; Streptophyta; Magnoliopsida; Myrtales; Myrtaceae
Product: MLO-like protein 15
Exons: 14
Coding region: 223-1785 (520 amino acids)
Biological process (GO): defense response
Cellular component (GO): membrane
Source: RefSeq, a predicted model, not a curated record
ACCAUUUCAAGCAUGCAAUCCUACCUUCACCACUGGUGACCGUAGUCAAACGCUAGUUUAUUGAUCAAUCUGAGAGCAACCAUCCCAUUUUCUUAGUCCAGCGUAUACUCUUUCAGCCUCCCAUGCCACAUCGUGUUUAGUCACAUACACAAUACAUAUAGACACGCACAUAUCACAUUCAUAUCAAAUUUCUCAACAGAGAGAGAGAGAGAGAGAGAGAGGAUGGCAGGAGGAGCGAACGAACCGACGUUGGAGUUCACGCCAACGUGGGUGCUCGCCGUUGUUUGCACCGUGAUAGUCGUCAUUUCUCUGGCUGUUGAGCGGUUUCUCCAUUAUGCCGGCAAGUAUCUCAAGAAGAGGAACCAGAAACCGCUCUUUGACGCCUUACAGAAAAUCAAAGAAGAGCUAAUGCUGUUGGGUUUCAUAUCGCUCCUGCUCGCUGUGUUCCAAGACAGUAUAGGCAAGAUUUGCAUUUCGGAAGAGCUCGCGGAUAAGUGGCUACCUUGCAAGAAGAGAGCCGCCCACAAGCACAGCAGCACCACUGCUCAUUUCCUGACUAAUUUCUUCCCUCCUGGAGGACGCCGCCAUCUCACCGAAGAUUCAGCGGCUUCCUCUGACUACGGCAGUGGCAAGGGGAAGGUGGGGAAGGUGCCGUUGUUGUCUCUCACGGCGCUUCAUCAUCUGCACAUUUUCAUCUUCGUGCUGGCCGCUGUGCACGUGGUUUUCUGCGCGUUAACGAUCCUAUGCGGGGGAGCACAGAUACGCCUAUGGAAGCGAUGGGAGGAUGCCAUUCAGAAGGAGGAGUUUGACUCCGAAGAGGCUUUGCGAACAAAGUUCACAAAUGUUCAGGAGCACACCUUCAUCAGAGGACGUUUUCUUGGCAUUGGCAAGAACUUAUCUAUACUCAGCUGGGUGCAUUCCUUUAUCAAGCAGUUUUAUGGUUGUGUGACCAGGUCGGAUUAUACCACGCUUCGGUUUGGUUUUAUCAUGGCUCACUGUAGAGGCAAUCCGAAAUUCAAUUUCCACAAGUACAUGAUACGCGCUCUGGAGGCCGAUUUCAAGAAAGUUGUGGGAAUAAGUUGGUAUCUUUGGCUAUUCGUUGUGGUCUUCUUGCUGCUCAAUGUUGCCGGUUGGCACGCGUACUUCUGGAUAUCUUUCAUCCCGUUGACUCUUUUGCUGGCGGUCGGAACCAAACUGGAGCAUGUGAUAACUCGGUUGGCCCAGGACGUUGCCCAGAGGCAUAUAGCGGUUGCAGGGGACUUAGUUGUUAAGCCUUCUGAUGACCAUUUCUGGUUCCACCGGCCUCGGCUCAUUCUCAUCCUGAUUCACAUCAUUCUGUUCCAAAACUCCUUUGAACUGGCUUUCUUGCUCUUCAUAUGGAUCCGAUAUAAAUUCAAGUCCUGCCUAAUGCACGAGGUCGAUUUUAUCGUCCCAAGACUUGUCAUUGGAGUGUUUGUCCAGCUCCUUUGUAGUUACAGCACACUACCUCUAUACGCAAUUGUAACACAGAUGGGGACUUCGUUCAAGAAGGCAAUAUUUGACGAACACAUACAACAGGGGCUCGUUGGCUGGGCCCAGCAGGCGAAAAAGAACAAUAAUUUAAGAAAACCAGCCACUGAUGGGUCUAGUGUUCAAACGGGUUCAAAACAGGGAUUGGUUGGAGUUGAGCUGACCAAAAAUGGCGGAGAUCUUACUGCGACGGGAGAUGUGGAAGCGCAGGAAAUCAAGCAAUCUUCAUCUCCAACCUCCUCCAAGAUGCAGACACUGGCGAAGACAUGGAGUUAGUUCUUAAUUAACAUACCGUUCACAAACAAUCGAUUAAGAAGAGCAAGACUGUUCUGAACAGUACAUCAUCAUCUGUAUGAGUACAGUUAUGCUUUUCCUGUGUCAAUUCCUCAUCAGUCAGCAUAGCGAGAUUCUAUU